Molecule: messenger RNA, 2442 nt
Organism: Lactuca sativa (garden lettuce)
Lineage: Eukaryota; Viridiplantae; Streptophyta; Magnoliopsida; Asterales; Asteraceae
Source: RefSeq, a predicted model, not a curated record
AUGCCAAGAUCUUUUCGCACAGGUACACCUUUACCAGUUGAUUUGGAGAUAGAAAAAUCUGCUAAACAGAGAAGGAAGCAAGCCAGACUUUUAAAGAAACAACAACAAUCCGGAGCUUCUUCAUCAAAUCUAUCAACUACAUCCUCUCCAACAUCCAAAAGUAUCACCCCACCAUCUUCACCUACUCCUACCAUGGCAGACAACCAUGGAGGAAAUCAAAAUCCUCCACAUCCACCACCUGAACAAACCUUUAGACAAUGGGCCACUCAAGAUGUCACCCAACAACCUUUGUGCAUAAAUUACCCUGCAACAAUCAACUUUGAACUCAAGUCUGGACUCAUCCAUUUGUUACCCUCAUUCAGUGGUCUUGAGAAUGAAGACCCACAUAAAUUCCUUAAGGAAUUUCAUGUUGUUUGUGUGGGUAUGAAGCCACAUGAAGUCACAGAAGAUCAAAUCAAGUUAAGGGCAUUUCCCUUUGCUUUACAAGAUUCAACCAAGGAGUGGUUGUAUGACUUACCACCGGGGUCAGUCACAACAUGGAAUGAACUUGCAAGGAUGUUUCUGGAUAAAUAUUUUCCCGAAAUGAGAGCUUCAACUUUACGUAUAGAGAUAAUUGGCAUCAAGCAACAAAAGAGAGAAGCCUUGCAUACUUAUUGGGAACGGUUCAAGAAAUUGUGCUCAAGAUGUCCACAACAUGGGAUUACAGAAUAUCAGUUGCUGCAGUAUUUCUGUGAAGGAAUGUCAUCUUGGGAUAGGAGAUUACUCAAUGCAUCAAGUGGUGGAUCUAUAGCUGAUAAGACUCCAACAGAAAUCAGAGUUCUUAUAAAAAACAUGGCAGAAGAGUCCAAGCAUACAGUCCAAGAAGAAGAGUGGUACAAUGAUGCACCAAGGGGGGUGAAAGAAAUUUCUACUCCAAAAAUUGAAAGUCAACUUUCUGAGUUGACUAAGGUAGUAAUGAUGCUUGCAAAAGACAAGGGCGUGCAACCACCAAUAGUUAGACCUUGUGGCAUUUGUACACAAGUUGGACAUCCCACUGACAUGUGCCCCAUGUUACAAGAAGAUGUAGAGCCAAUUCAAGCUAUGGGAUUUUCAAGUCAACAACAAGGAAACUUCCAGCCAAGAAGCAAUCCAAAUUGGCAUCAACCUAAUACCAAUUUUCAUCCUAGACCACCACCUUAUCAACCAAGACCCCCAUUUCAAAAUCAAAUGCAUCACCAACAAAAUUAUCAACCACAUUUCCAGCCAACUCAACCUCCUCGUCAAUCUCAAUAUCAACCUCAAAACAUGCAUCAAGGAAGUAGUUCAAGCGGAUCGGGAAUGUCUUUGGAAGACAUUGUUAAGAGUUUAGCCACAAGUACUCAAACCUUUCAAAAUGAGACCAAAGCGAGCAUCAAGACUUUGGAGCAACAAAUGACUCAACUCGCCACUUCUGUGAGUAAACUGGAGUCACAAGGCAGACUACCCGCGCAAACCGAGAAGAAUCCAAAACAUAGUGCAUGUGUCAUCACUUUGAGGAAUGGCAAAGAAUAUGAAGGUCCAAAGAUGGUUGAAGAAGAAGAAAAGAUGGAGCUAGAGAAAGAAGAAGAGAAGUCAAAAACACCUUCCAAGCAAGUUCCUAUUGAAGCAAAAGUCACUCCUCCUCCAUUUCCUUCAAGAUUAAACAAGUCAAAGCGUGAAAGUGAAGACAAUGAAAUCAUGGAGAUGUUCAGGAAGGUAGAGGUAAAUAUUCCUCUUAUUGAUGCCAUCAAACAAGUCCCUAGGUAUGCAAAAUUCCUUAAGGAAUUAUGUACAUCUAAGAAAAAACUGAAAGAGAAUGAAACUGUCAAAGUAGGAGAAAAUGUGUCUGCAGUGUUACAAAAACGAUUACCUCAAAAAUGUAAGGAUCCGGGUGUUUUCACGGUUCCUUGCAAAUUAGGUAAUCUUCAUGUUCCACGAGCUAUGCUAGACCUUGGAGCUUCUAUCAAUGUUUUUCCAUUUUCCAUCUUUAAAACUUUAAAUAUUGGCACAUUGAAGAAGACCGGGGUAAUCAUUCAAUUGGCUAAUAAAUCUUUAGUACAUCCAAAAGGUGUGCUAGAAGAUGUGUUAGUCCAAGUGAAUGAACUAGUGUUUCCAGCAGAUUUUUAUGUCCUUGAUAUGGAUGAUGAUGACUCACCAAAUUUGAGUUCAAUUCUUCUAGGAAGACCCUUUUUGAAAACAGCUAGGACGAAAAUUGAUGUUUAUGAUGGUACAUUGUCCAUGGAAUUUGAUGGGGAGGUGAUAAAUUUCAAUAUUUAUGAUGCUAUGAGAUAUCCAAGUGAUAUUUCAUCUUUGAAUUUUGUGGAUGUCAUUGAACCAUUGACAGAGGGGUGUUUUGAUCUGUCUAAUCUUGAUGUGUUAGCUCUCAUUUUAGACGAAUCUUCAAAAGGAAAGAGUGGAAAAACUUGCCAAUCAAUUUACAAUUGA